Messenger RNA from Pyricularia grisea, 555 nucleotides. RefSeq lists its product as uncharacterized. Bases 1 to 555 code for a protein of 184 amino acids. The record is from RefSeq and is a predicted model, not a curated record. The transcript is spliced from 2 exons. Lineage: Eukaryota; Fungi; Ascomycota; Sordariomycetes; Magnaporthales; Pyriculariaceae.
AUGCAGUUCGCCACUCUCGCCGCUCUCUUUGCGCUGUCGUCCUCGCACGUGGUCAUUGCUCAGGGACUGUUCCCCUGUGGAACCGACUUUUGUGGCAUCGUGGUCGGGGGCCCGGGUAGCAACCCGCCAUUGUCCGUCAGACAAGCCGACUGCUCCAGCUUCCUGCUGGCCACCAUCCCGUCGACGACAGUAACUGUAACCUCGACAAUCCCCAGGUCCAUUACCACCACGACUCGUACGACCUUUUCGACAACGACUUCCACUACGACCGGGAUUACCGUGACAACCGACAAUGCUCCGAAUCAACGUCUGGCCCGUCGGGCCACCAUAACUCCGAGUGUCCUUCCCACCUACGCGGCGUACAUCUGUAACCCUUCUACUUACAGGUCGAUUUGCUCGUGUAUUGGCGUCUCGGCGAGCACGACUAUCUCAGGGUCCGCCGUGACCACCACCACCACAGCCUCGACGAGCACUAUCACGUCCAUACGGACAUCCACCACGAUCGCUACAAGCGUGAUCACAACUACCUCGGUGUCAGUCCUUCCUCGACUUUAA